UGCGCAGAGAGUCGGGCCUAUCCGUCCUAUAGCACGCCAAUCGAGACUACGCGUUCAUAGCGCUUAUAGCAGAUCUAUAAACAUAAUAGAUAGUAUUGUGCGCUUAACUACUACGGUUCAUCACUUAGCCAGAAUAUUUGUUUAUCUAAAUGUUUUCAAACACGCCGUGGAAAUCGCUCGAUGUUCCAGUCAUCACCUCAUUUCCUGUGUAGAGUUUAGUAAUUCGGACUUUCGGAUCUGUUCGAGCGCGAGCGACGGGAUCUGAUACCGAUCUGAAGGCAGAAUCUCCGGAGUGCAGGCCCUUAUCCAGUCGAGGCCAUGGCAGACUUUUCGCUUGCUGAUGCUAUCCCGGAUGAUGUUUCUGGUGUAUCAUCAAAAACUAGUCACACACAUCCAUCAGCUCCUGGAAAUGGGGCCCCACCCCCCACUAAUCCUGGGUGGCCUGGUAUGGCCCCUGGUGGUCCUAAUUUCCCAUCCUCAGGAGGUCCUUCCCAACCAUCAGCCCCUUCCGGCUUUCCUCAGUCUGGGCCGUCUGCCCCUGGACCCUUCCCCUCCAGCCCAGGAGCCCCGGGCCAGUUUCCUGCUGCCCCAGGUGGAUACCCUCCAGGCCCGGGUGUACCUGGACAGUUCCCCUCCAACCCUGGAGCUCCAGGACAGUUCCCCCCAAUGCCAGGUCAGUUCCAACCAGGUGGGGCACCCAUGCCAUACCCAGUUCCUGGACAGUUCCCCUCCCCACCUGGAGCACCACAGGGCCCAUACCCAAAUGUGCCUUACCAGCCUGGAAUACCUGGGCCUGGCAUGUACGGUCCAGGAGGCCCUGGAGCCUUUCCCCCAGAUGGAGGUCCAGGAUAUGGAGGAGGAGUGUUUCCCCCAAUACCUGUAGGGUCCUGGGGUCCCCAUGGAGGGGGCUUCCCUCCUCAGCCCGGCCCGCCAGGAGGCUUUGGUCCUGGACCUAUGGGACCAUACGGUGGACCAGCUGCUCCAGGUGGAAUGCUGCCAGUGCCGUAUGAUCUUCCGCUGCAUGCAGGGGUCAUGCCCUGCUUCCUGAUCACGAUAGUGGGUGAGCCAGUACCAGGAGGAAACAGGUUCCAUGUGGAUUUUAUGAGGGGGCCUGAUGUGGUUUUCCAUUUCAACCCUCGUUUUCAUGAGCACACCAUCGUACGGAACUCAAACCUUGGGGGCUGCUGGGGUCCUGAGGAGAGAGAAGGGGGCUUUCCCUUUGUGCAGGGCAGACAGUUUGAGCUAAAGAUCCUGGUGGAGACAGAUGGGUUUAAGGUGGCUGUGGACGGUGUUCAUGUGCUGGAGUACGAGCACAGAACGGGCGGAAUGGAGGAUGUCACUAACCUGCAUAUAGAGGGAGAUGUUAUUCUGUUCAGCGUGGCCCCCAGCAUGAUCUAACAAACAAAAGGGCAUAGGAGCGAUUUGACAAUUAAGGCAUCAAGGCAUCUCCCAGAAAGGGGAAAUGAAGAAAAUAGAAAUUUCUGAAAGUUAUUAUGAUUGCCAUACCACCCCCUCCCACACUUCACACACACUGCAGUUGUCUUUUUAGUGCAGAUUAACACAGGAUUGAUAUAAUUGAAAGAUAUUACAUUCUGUAUAAGUGUGGAAGAGUUUGACCACUCUUAGAGAUGCUUAGCAGCCUGAUAAUGCUGUUAUUUCUAAAACUUUUCUGUUUUUCCAUCAAAAUGCAUUAAGCACUAGUUUUUGAUAUGCAUGACUAACAUGAAUAAUUUGACAUUUUGUUCCAACAACACCUGCUGUGCAUAUGAGAUCUAAGUAGUAGAGGACAGUGCACCCAAUUAAAUUUCUGUCAUAAUUUAUUUGCCAUCAUGUUGUUCUUAAUCUGUAUGACUAAUUAUUCUGUGGAACAACACAAAAAGAGAUGUUCGGCAGAAUGUUAACAUCCAUUUAUUUCAUUGUAUGGAAAAGAGAUGCAAUGAAAGUGAAUGGUGACUGAGGCUAACAUUCUGCUAAAUAUCUCUUUUUGUGCGCCAAGGAAUAAAGAACAUCACACAGGUUUGGAACAACAUAAAGGUAAGUGUUGACAGAAUUAUUAUUUUUGAGUAUACCUUUAAAGGGAUUGUUCACCCCAAAUUUUAAUUUUCAUUAUUAAUUUGCCUUUAUGCCAUUCCAGAUGUGUAUGACUUUAUUCUGCUGAACACAAAUGAAGAUUUUUAGAGGACAAUUUAAUUUCUGUAGGUCCUCACAAUGCAAGUGAAUGUUGGCCAGAAUUUUGAAUCUCCAAAACGUACAUAAAGGCUGCAUAAAAGUAAUCCAUACGACUUUGGUGGUUUAAUUCAUGUCUUUAGAAGAGGUAUGAUAGAUGUGGGUGAGAAACAGAUUAAUAUUUAAGGCAGGGCUCCAGACUAAAAAAAUGACUUAGAAGCCAUUGGCUCCUAAACUGAAACAUUAAGCCAAAUGGCUGUUUAUAGUCGCCAAAUCACAGAAUUGCUCGAUUUAGAUUGCUGUUCAGAUGCAUGUUGGAAAGCAGAAGAAAAUAAAGAUGGCUGAUAACUCAUUAAUCUGAGGUUUAAUAUACAGAAUGUAUAGUUCAGAAGAUAAAUUUGGAUUCCCCUUUUGUCUCAUAAAUGUUCACACCCCUUUCGUAAUGUAUGCAAAUAUAAGAGAUAAAAUAUUGUAUUUUAUUUAGUACUGCCCUUCAGAAUCUACAUUACAUAUAUUUACAUAAAGUAUAGUAUGCAUAUAGGAGUGUGUUACCUUCUUGAGCAUCAAUGAAUGUUUGCACCUUUUGUAAUAGUUUUACACAAGUCCCUCAAUUGUCUUAAGUGUCAAAAGCUUGAUAUAUAUAAUUUAAUUGUUUUAAAAUAUUGCCUUAAUCAUGCUACCUAUGGACCAGACUACAAGAGUGCAAAUUGAAUGAAAUCCCAGAUUGCAGUUUAUUGUGCUACUCCAUUCUCAAUCAGUAAUAACCAAAAGGGGGUAAAAAUGGCACACAAUGCAUUACUUUUAAUUAUAAAGAAGUGCGAAAAAUAGACUCUUAUGUUAAAAUGUCUACACUCACAGAUGUGAGCUCACUGACAGCUGACUCGCUGAGAAAGUGAUUCUGAUUCAAACUGCUAACCUGAGUUCAAACACUCAGUUCUUUUCGGGUGAUUAAUGAAAAAGGUCCGGUUCAAAAUAGUAAUUUGACUCUUUUGUGAUGCUGUUGUUGUUGUGCAAUGCAACGAGCACCUCAGAAACAGAGCGGGUGAUAAGCGGCGCGAGACACAUUGGCGCUCUAAAGAUGUAUUCAGUAACUCACAUUAUGACAUCUGACCCGACUGUCUCUCUAAAUCUCUAGUUUCACAACUUAACGUCACUUGCGGUGCCUUUUUAAUUACACUUUCACACCUGAAAGUGGAGAUUUAAAAUAAAAAUGACUAAGAUAUUGAUCUGUUUCUCACCCACACCUACCAUAUCACUUCUGAAGACAUGGAUUAAACCACUGGAGUUGUAUGAAUUACUAUUAUGCUGCCUUUAUGUGAUUUUUGAGCUUUGAAGGACUGGCCACCAUUCACUUGCAUUGUAUGGACCUACAGAGCUGAAAUCUUCAUUUUUGUUCAGCAGAAAAAAGAAAGUUAUACAUUUGGGAUGGCAUGAGGGGGAGUAAAUGAUGAGAGAAUUUACAUUUUUGGGCGAACUAUCCCUUUAAACUGGUACAUUAACAAGCUGAUAAAAUUGGGUCAUAAACACAUUCAGGAAAGAACAGAGCUGUGAAGCUGUGCUGAAUUAGAUAAGGUCUAAAUGGCAGAAAUAUUUCUUUAUUAGGAAUGAAUGUUUUAAUACAAUCUUAUAAAUGAAAUCAUGGUGAUAUUGGAGAAAAAAUAACAAUAAAUUAUGUUUUACCCUUA
Messenger RNA from Xyrauchen texanus (razorback sucker), 3851 nucleotides. RefSeq names its product galectin-3-like. The transcript has 6 exons. NCBI's taxonomy places the organism in Eukaryota, Metazoa, Chordata, Actinopteri, Cypriniformes, Catostomidae. Gene Ontology annotation, cellular component: nucleus; immunological synapse. The record is from RefSeq and is a predicted model, not a curated record. Bases 319 to 1398 code for a protein of 359 amino acids. Gene Ontology annotation, molecular function: laminin binding; IgE binding; carbohydrate binding. Gene Ontology annotation, biological process: monocyte chemotaxis; positive chemotaxis; negative regulation of extrinsic apoptotic signaling pathway.